CUCGCGUUGGAAGCUCGCGUCGGUCCCGCUGUUAUGAAGCUCAUGUUCCAUACGUACGCGUGCACCCUGGCCUGACGACCCGGCGCGGCGCGGUGUGACGCGGCGUAGCACGACGCGGCACGGGGAUCGCCUGAAAGGUGGAGUAGCGUCUAGGACAGCAAAAUGGCGGUCGUGAUAAGAAACAAAUGAUAAGGGUGGCGAACGGCGAUCUCGAGAGAACCGCGGCUCAGUGCUCAUUGAUGAUAGUGCGCGACUCUAUUCCUAUCACGACGAGGACGUGAUAUCUGGCGUCAUCACCACGAACAUCGAGGGAGGAGAAACCGCGCAACGGGGAGGCGACGUGCUUUUCACCCUUGUAAGGCGCCUCGAGGGAGGAUCGCCUCAAUUUCAUGAGGAUCAUGUCACGGGACACUGAUCGUGUGCGUUCGCGCUAACGUGUGAGCGAUUCGAUUAUCGAUUACGGAUCCACCGGCAAAACGGACUGCGCACGACACGAGAAUGCUCGUGAGAAAAGUGACGUGGAGUCCAAUUACGAACGGAGUCGGGGUUGCAAAAAACAAUGCUAAUUUGACGGAUUGAUGGGCUUGCCAACGGGAAUCUAAUUGCGUCGCAAAUAUGCAUUUACAUUUCGAGAAGAACAACAACGCCAAAUGCGACUGCAACAUUUUGUCGCUCAGCUGGAUGGGCAAAGUGCCGGACGAGUCACCAGAGGACGAAGGAUGGAAGCUUGACCGUACAAAUUACUACCAGGAGGGAUGGCUGGCUACCGGCAACGCCCGCGGCUUGGUAGGAGUGACUUUUACCACGUCGCAUUGUCGUACACGAGCCACGGAACUUCCACUUAGGGCGAAUUACAACCUACGAGGGCACCGCAGUGAAGUGAUACUCGUGAAGUGGAACGAACCUUACCAGAAGUUGGCUACGUGCGACAGUUCGGGUGUAAUCUUCGUUUGGAUCAAAUAUGAAGGACGAUGGAGUAUAGAAUUAAUCAACGACAGAAGCACACCUGUUACGCACUUUUCUUGGUCCCACGACGGACGCAUGGCGCUCAUAUGUUACAGGGACGGUUUUGUACUGGUCGGCAGUGUCGCUGGUCAGAGGUAUUGGUCGUCGAUGCUCAACGACAAAGCAACGAUAACUUGUGGCAUUUGGACUCCGGAUGAUCAGCAGGUCUAUUUCGGCACAACCGCGGGCCAGUUAAUUGUGAUGGACGUUCACGGAGCUAUGGUGUCGGAAAUACAAUUGGGAGCUGGCGUUACAUCGAUGGCCUGGAGCGCCGAAAAGUUUAUCAUGGAGGAAGGAGACGAUGACGUAACGAGCGACCGGUCGCAGAAAGAUGAUCGAAGUUAUGUGUUAGCCGUCUGUCUCGCUGAUGGCAGCAUCGUCAUGCUGCACUCGUUUGAUGACGUGUCGCCGAUCACGAUACGCAGUAAACUGAAGACACCUCUGCAUGCCGAAUGGAGCAACUCUAGGAAACUGUUGGCCAUUGCCGGUACGAAGGAGCCCGACGUUCUUCAGAGCAAUCCACAGGAGUACACGAAUCUACUGAAAUUUUACUCAGUCAAUGGUACCCUUGUAUACACGACAACAAUUCCAUACACGCAAUGUCCAGUAUCGGCAUUGACGUGGGGUCAUAAUGAUAGGCGGCUCUUUGUUGCGACUGGAGCACGCGUUCACUCGGCUUGGGUCUCCAGAAGAGUUGGCUCGCUUCAGUUGUUAUCCAGAUUGGCAGUGAGAGCAGCUCUUGCGAGGGAAUCUAACGUGCAACAACUUCCAUUACCGCCGCGACUGAAGGCUUCAGUGGCUGCCCUUUUCGCUAGCACAAUACGAUGUUCAGUACCGGAGCCGAGGGAGUUGCGUCGAUUCGUGUCAAGGCCACCACCGGGAGGGAGCCGGUUACAUUGCACGAUGCUGAGGCACGCCGUGGAACCUAUGCCAUGUUAUACGCUCUAUCUGGAAUAUUUAGGCGGCCUCGUGCCACUCUUAAAGGGUAGACGAAUUAGUAAAAUCAGGCCUGAAUUCGUAAUAUUUGACCCGCAAAAUCAAGAGACUUCACACAUAUUCGACGAAGUGUCACAGUGUCCAUCGUUCAGUGACGGCUCGGAUACUGAAAGGGACACUGCGGACCUGUGCGGCUCGCCACGGAACAGAAAGAAGUGUAGGAGAAGAAGAGAGGAGAAAUGGAACGAUGAAACGGACGACCUCACGUAUGCGGAUACCUUACCAGAGCACGCGAGACUGGUCGAGGUAACGUCGAACAUCUGGGGCACGAAAUUCAAGUUUCACGGUUUAGCGGAUUCAAUUCCCGCUAACCUAGGUCAAGUGACUUAUCGAACAUCGUUACUGCAUUUACAACCAAGACAAAUGACGCUCGUGAUGACGGAACUUCGUGACGAUUUACCUUCAGGUCCGGAUCCUACGUUCAAUCCUAAUCUGUUCUCUGAGGAUGAAGAAGAGUCGUAUCAAGAAUUGCAGGCGAGCUCGCGAGCCACCCCGGAGACACAGCCGCCUCCAAUCGCUCCAAUGACUCCUCGCAACACCCGACUCAACCCAAAUCGACCCAAGUCUCAAAUUUCAAAUCAGUUCUUAACGUCGGAGACUUUGCCUCCGUCGUUAGCGAGAGUCGAAGGUUACGAGAGCGAGUUUCCAUAUGUGGACAUGCAAGACAUGGGUAAUCUAUACGAAAAUAUCAGAAACGCUCCCACGAACACUUAUCGCACGCCACCGAGGCACAAUCCGCCGCGUUGUUGUGACGUGCCGGCCCUGCAAUCGCCGAAAAACGCAGUAGCACCUACGCAGACGUUAAUAGCGACUUCGAACGCCAAUGCUGACUACGCCAAUAGUAUCCAGAGGAUGAAGACCGUCCUCGCGGAUCAGCAGGCAGGUAUGGCCACCAAAAAAGAGUUGGAAAACAAUAAGCUCAAUCAGCUCUCGCAGGACGACAAACCGAAUCUGACGUCUUGCCCGGCGAACAUUAUUUCUAUGUCCAUACAUAACGGUCAGGCCUCGAGCACGGAAGAAUCGAGCAGUCGGAACAUUUCUCAGGCCUCAAUUUUGAAAAAUUUAGAAAAUACCGUAGACUGCACCUCGGCACAAACCGUGUAUCUGAACGGUCUAAGUAAUACCGCCUGCGGCAGUAAUGUCAACUCAGUUACCACGUCGCACAUCGGCACUGUUCAAGAUGUGACGUCGCAUAGCACUCAUAGUUUUGUACAUACUAAAAAUAAUCAAAACACUGAGACAAGUAUGGCGAAUCCCAAUACAACGCCUUUAAAUGGCUCUCUUCACACGCAACUUGGGCAAGGAUCGACUUUGCUCCACAAGAGCGGUGUGCACACUAGUGCAAGCAUAGUCUCACCGGCGUGUUCCUAUCAGUUCCCGGAGAACAUUGAUAAGUGUUUUGGAUCAUCAUGUUCGCAGUGUUUCUCUAAGCACGGGAUUAAAGAUUUCAAGUGCCACGUGUGCUAUGGAAAGAUGAACUCCGGCUAUGUGAGCACCGGGACGCCCGCUAAAGGCAAGUCGGAUGAGAUGUAUUUCAUCGACGACGAAAUUCGUGGUGAUACGGAGACGUUGGAGCAAUUACGCGGCGUUCAUAGGACUUCAACAGUGAUCAGUAUCAGUCCGAUAUGCUCAAACGACUCGAUAGUUAGAAGCUGCAGUGUCGGUUACCUAGACCUGGUGGACGCUCAAUUGGUUCCGUGCGACGUAGCCUUAAGAAUGCUUCGGCGCGACGCGCCAAACAAGAGACUGGUUUUGGUGUCGCGGAAAACGAAACGGAGGAAAAAGAAUAAGCCUCAGCACUCCGACGUAAAUCAACAGAACUCGAAACCGCCUAGACUCCGUAAUUGCGGUAAAUCCAAGAGUCUCGAUUCUAGCGACAUCUUUCCGAGUAACGAACAAAUCAUUUCUCCACCACAAUUACCGGAACAUAUUGAGGAAACGACAGGUAUAGCCAGUUGCGAAAUAGUCGAAGACAAGUGCAGCGGAUUUGUGGUGCAACCGACAGAUAUAACAUACGAGGUUGUACUCAAACAUGAAGAAAUUGAAAAGAACAUUGUCGGAACUUUUACGAGAGAUAAACCAAGCCAAUUAGAAGCUGCUGCAUCUCCCAUUAGAGGCUCGAGCCCUAGUGGAUCUUUCGCUUCAUCGCUCGACGGUCUCGCCGCGAGACUUCGAGAUUUUGAUGAGAGGCAUUCCUUACCACCGCCUUCUCCUCGUCCAUCAUCAAGAUUGCCGAGGAGUUCGCCCAGUAGUCCAGCGCCUUCUAAGAAAGGCAAACGGCCAGCAUCAGCUUCUCCUAUCCGAAGAAGGCUUCUGUCGAGUCCAUUAUUGAGUAGAAGAAUGAGAAAAAGUCGUGGCGAAAGCUCGGAUGAAGAAGGGCUUCUUCAGGAUGAUUCCUCAACGAGUUAUCGAGAUCUUGAGACAUUCCAGAAAGCUCAGCUGCGUCAAAAGUUAAAGCAAAGAGGAGCGGGUGUUUCCGGUUCUAAAUCGGAAGCGAUAAGACGCGAACUGGUGAUGCACAAUAAGGCACCCAUGUGGAACGAAUCCAGUCAAGUGUACCAGCUCGAUUUCGGUGGCAGAGUGACUCAAGAAAGCGCCAAGAACUUUCAAAUUGAAUUCAGAGGUAGACAGGUAAUGCAGUUUGGCAGGAUAGACGGCAAUGCGUAUACGUUGGACUUUCAAUAUCCAUUCAGCGCUUUGCAAGCGUUUGCUGUUGCUCUAGCAAACGUCACACAACGACUGAAGUAACUGUCGUUUAUCUUUAGAUUAUAUCGUGAAAAAAAUGGCAAACGUGAAACGUCUUAAAUCAUGAGUGUAUUAAGAACUGAAGGAAGAAACAAGUUCGAUUUUAAUCAAGUUGGAGUAAAAAUCCGUCGAGAUUCUCAUCGAUCAUCAAGAUUCAAUACAACUUCGACGGAUGUGUCGUUGACGAUACCGACUGACCGAUUUACAUAAUUCCUAAUUAAGCUAUUGAUUCCAGCAACGACGAGAAAGAUUUCGCGUAGCCGGAGAUUGCCGAAGCUUCGGGACGAAUGAGACGUUGUAUAACAGAUUUGCAUAUGCAAACCACUGAGAAAGAGAAAUACAAGAGGGUAUACGCGCGCGCUAACUCGCGUAUCCACGCGACGUGCAGUCACGAGCGAAUUGAAUUCAGAUAAAACACAAAGAUUUCGUGGCAACUAUGUAUAACAUUUCGUUAAACGCUUCUUCGUCGUACCGUCCAGAAUAUUUCGUUUCCUCCCAACCUCGAGCGCUCAUUUUGUAUAGUUUAUGCGACACGUUGGAGAGUCUAGUGACGCUGUUGAAGGUUCACCUCGUUCAUUUUUGCGGUCCGCCGAGUGUAUUCGAAUUUUAUAUACAUAUACUAUAUAGACGAACUCGCACACGCGGGGCGGGACUUACGUGUUGUUCAAUUAAAUGUUUCUUAAAUGCGUACGAUGAGAGUAACGAUAACAAUAACGAGUACGAUAAUAAUAAUAAUAACGAUUUUAAGAUAUAACGAUAGUAAUGUAACGUCCGGCCUGUAAUGGUCUCCGCCAUUAACGGUAACAGAGCAGACUGAUUUUAAGAGAAGGGACGAAAGAGUCAGAGUCAGAACGAAAGUAUGCACAUGUAUAUGUGAGUGUAUGUGUCAAGAUAAUUGUUGUCUGUAUUUAACCCGAGUCGCACGAUCGCACUGUGGUGUUUACUUCGUCGGUUCGAAGGUGGUACGAGCGAAUAUAAUAUCGAUAAACAUAAGGCCUAUACGCAGGAACGCUGCUAUCGGCGAGAAAUUCGCCGUGUUCCGUGACUGAGGUGCCCGAAACGAUCAGGGUACGUAUUAUGAAAUUAUUCAGAAUGGAUUUCAAUCGAAAUAAUCUCUUUAGAAAAUAUAAUAGAAACCUAGGAAAUAACUGAAUGAUCGAAUGUUUCCGAUCGGAAUUCAUUCUGAAAAAUUCUGAAAAUAAUGCGUGCCUAAGAUUGUAGUGAAUUCGAUGUGAGAUGCGCAGCAAAAAUCGUGCAUAACUUGAAUGUGAGGAUCCUCGAAGCGACAAUGCGAAGCUCUUACUUCGAGCGUUCCGUAAAUUCGCAAAAAUCAAGCAGUCUAGGAGAAGUUUUUGUGGAUUAUGCAUUUCUUUUUUCACGUGCAAGAUCGCGGUAGAUUAUUGGAGGCGAGAAUGUUUAUAGAAAUCGAGCGGAAAUGUGUCAUAAUUUGAAGCUUCCGCAAUGCUCGUUACCUCAGAUAGACAGCAACAUUGAAUAUAGCGUGUAAACAUUUAAUGCAUACUUUGUGAUGAUAUUGCGACAGCAUAAUGUGUUUAAAAUACUUAUAUUAAAAAAUCCCUACUUAUUAUGCAUAAGUAUUUACUAUUUUUUAUCUAAAUUCUAAAUAUUUACUUCUUAUUACUAUAGCAAUUCUAUAUUCAGAAUUAAAUGCUUUCUCUUUCCGACAAAAUAAACAGCAAUUUUUAUGGCAUAAGACGACUUCUUUUGUAUAUUGAUAAAAUUCUUGUUGCAUAAAGACGCAUCUUUGUGUAAAUGAGAUCGUGACAUGUCUAUAACUUUUCAGAAUUUUAUUGAUAAAACUUUCUGUUAACUAAUUAUUACAACUGACUAGACAAACAAGACGGAAACAAUUUUUCUCUAUGUUUUAAUGCUAAAAAUAAAAUUAUGUAAAUCGUAUAUUUUUUAUAUUUUAGUUUUUUUUAUUUUCAUUAAUGUUUUAUUUGAUUUUUUAGGAUUAGAAUACUCUAAUCUGUAAUUUUUUAUAUUGUGCUAAACUAUAUCACAUUUUUCAUAAAGAGUUAGCUUGCGUGAUCUUGUGUAGCAUUUCCCACUUAUGUAAUCUCACUUGCGGACGUACUCUAACAACUUAUUUUUUCGAUUUAAUUUAUUUUAUGAAUGCAAAUGACUUUUAUUAGACAGAAUGAUAUAUCACACAACUGCAAAAAACUUUAUUUUAAUAACACGUCACUUAAAUUGACUCAUUCACGAAAGGGAAUGUAAACACGAAAUUUUGUCACAUUCAAAAAUUUACUCGGAUGUUUUUAAAUCAGACUUUUCUUUUUUCUAAUAGUAAUUUUAAGUUUUUAAUGGAACUCAGGGGAAAAUACUUAUGUCUUAAAAAAAUAUUUCGCAAUUCCGUAUUUACUAUUUUUUUCACGAUAUAUACAUUAUCAAACUUUCUUGCGAACUCUUCUCGAUCUCCCCUAUUAUGCUAGUUACUAAGCAGUAUAUAGUAUGUAAAAAUAUGUCUACCCGGGUACUCUGCUCGUGAACCUUACAUCGUGAAAUUAUAAGGCCGUAUGUUCUCAUGACAUCGUGUAACUAGCAAUCGCCAUAAUUUUGCAUUGCUGCGAACAUCGAUGGCGCCAUAGACAUAGUAUACAUGGACUCCAAAUGCCUUUGUUCUGUCGUCUAAUUGAAUGAAACCAACAUCUAAAAAGAGAGCGAGAAUAGAGGGGCUAUAGUUUUCUUUUGUCACUUUUUUGUUGCGCGUGCAUCCAUUUCUCGUUUCCAUAAUAUUAUAGAGUGUAACGGCAUUCCGACUAGACUGGCAAACAAAAGUCCUACUUAAAUCUUGCACACUUUGCCGUGCAAAAAGAGACAGAGAACAGAGGUACAUGUUGGCUUCUCUUUUCUGACUGUAUGCGGAGUCUAUGUAUAUUAUGUCUAUGGGUGGCGCUAAUCGAGAUUUAAAAGUCUUCACACUGAGUAGCGUACUCUGAUUACGUACCUUCUAUUUAAAAUGCCCCAUAGUCACAAAUUUAUGUUGAAUUAAUGCACAUGGGACUAAUUUUUUCAAUUACAGAAUUAACUAGAAUGUAUCAGGUACUUAUUAUGUAUUUGAAUUAUUUGAAAAACGAAUGAUUAUAUAAAAUUAUAUAAGACUUUCGUCUCUAUAUUACCAUAUAAUCAUAUGUAAUUAUAAAUGUCCAUACCAAAAAAGUAUAUAAAAAUAAUUACUUAUGUUUGUGGUAGCCGAUAAAUGUCGAUGUUUAGUUAAACGAAACUAUUUUUUCUCAUUCAAUAUUUUUUCCGUGUGGGCAUGUAUAAUUACAUAUUAUAUAUAUACAGAAUGUCCAAAACCUUUUUUGACACAAAUCGCAAGAAAAUAGAACGGAUUAAACGGAACAGAAAAGUCAAAUACCAUUUUGCAAAAUUCGCAAUAAUUUUCGAGUAAUUAAUUAUUUUGUCCGAACAAAUUAGCGCUCAGGUCGGCGCGCGACCAUGAUAUACGCGAAUCGCGGCUCGCUGCGUCCCUCCGCCCAUAGCUACCCACAAGGCAGUACAAAACAUCUUAGCAAUGUUUCCAGAAUAUUACAUUUCCAAUGUUAAAUAUUCUGGAGAUAAUCUCAGAAAUAUUCUAGAAAUAUCUCUGCAAUGUCUUAUGUCACCAACUUGUAAUAUUGUUGAGAUAUUCUGGAGACAUUGCAGGGACAUUCUGAA
This is a messenger RNA of Odontomachus brunneus, 8430 nucleotides long. It is a transcript of the gene Tusp, whose product is annotated as tubby-related protein 4. Gene Ontology annotation, molecular function: protein binding. The transcript is spliced from 15 exons. The record is from RefSeq and is a predicted model, not a curated record. Lineage: Eukaryota; Metazoa; Arthropoda; Insecta; Hymenoptera; Formicidae. Bases 616 to 4749 code for a protein of 1377 amino acids.